AUGGCGGCUUCUUCAGUGCCGUUUUAUCCUCGAGUUAGAGAACCUUCUCCCUCACCUAAUCGUUCAACCAUGACAUUGUGCAGCGUAGAAAGAAGUUUAAAAUCCUGUUCAAAGGGUCGUUUGACUUAUGACCCUCACUGGAAGCCGACAAGGGAAAACUUGGAGGAAUUAUCAAAGCCCCCUUCCUUGUCACUAAAGCUGUCCCCUGUUUCGCUAUCAUCGACCACACGUACAAGUAACAAAAGAGACGGUAAUGUAAUCUUCAGUGGCGAAUUAGCAGAAUCAAAAGAUAUAGAGGAAUCAAACCAAACCGAUGGCAUGUCCUCUAGCAGCUAUCGAUCGGACACAGAAAGCGAUUCGGAAAAAGAAACACGUGCUUCAAAUGUACAAGUACCUAUGCAUGAGGAGUUGCUGGAGAAAGAACUUCAAGCAAGCUUCGAUUGGAUACAUGUCGCUGUUUAUAAUUACGGAAUGGAAAAGAAACGCCAAGCUGAAGAGGAGAUAGCCACAAGAAAAAAAAAGAUGGCAGAAAAUUCAAAGAGAUUGUGGGAGGAGAAAAAUCGUUAUUUACAACAAAAAGAGCACGAAAGGGUGGACGAAAUGAUCAAAUCUGUGCAGGCAUUACAGCGGGACGAGGAGAGAAAAACUGAAGAAGCCAAACAACGGCAACAGGAACUUAAACAGUCUCACGAAGCGUCGGCUGCGAGAGUUGUUAGAAAAGUUAAAGAAAUGGAAGAUUUAAGGUUAAGAUUGUUAAAAGAGGAACAGCAAGUCAAGAGAGGGCUACAACAGCUUGAGGCUUCAUGCAUAACUGUGAAAGAAACUGCACAAAAUAUAGAACAAAUUUUCAAAGAAUGCAAAUUUCAAUCAUAUUUGUCUACCUCUGCUUCAGACAUCCUCAGUGAGACGAAGGAGGUGUUGAAGUUGUCCCUAAGCAAUCUUAAUAGUGCAAAAGAAAAUGAGCGAGUGACAGAAGGAAUUGGUGAGAUUAUGCAGAAAUGUUUAAUUCUUAUUCCUGACUUGUUACAGAAAGCAAAAGAACUUGUUAAUGAGGCAAAUACCAAGGCUGCUAAGGAUGAAGCUGAUCGACAAAUCAAGGAAGAGGCAAAAGCCAAAGAGGAAGAGGAAAAAAAACAACAAGCAUUGAAAACUUCACAAGAAAAACAAACCGUCAGCUCCUCCACAUCAAAACCAACUUCCAACUCCAGCGUUCAAUCAAAGACUGGGAUAUCAAAAGAUCUUGCUUCCUGUAUUUCAGCAACAGCAUGGAAAGAGUUUUCCAGACUAGCAAGUUACAGAAGUGCUAUUGUCAAAGAAGCAGAGCCACUGAAUACUGACAAGACAUUGAAGCAAUAUAAAUUUGACCUUCACAAGGCUGUCACAACACCAAUCAAUGCUAUAUCUGACCAGUCACCCCGUCACCUGCGUGAUAAGAUUCAGCGCUUGGCUCAAUUGUUGUCUGGGCAAGCUGUACAAAUGGGAGGAAAACAGAUCUCAAUUAUCAAGCAUCCUGCAGCUAAGUCAUUCUGUAAAGAUCUCCUUGCAAAGAAACUUGUGCAACAAGGAUCACAGCAGGUUUCUUCUAGUCAUAGUUCUGCAUUUCCUAUUGCUGCUGUUAUUGUGGGAAUCUGGUCCAGGUUUCCUGACAUUGGUGAUCUCGUUCUAGCGCAGUUCUGUGACCAGUGUCCAUUCCUAGUGCCGUUUUACAUACCAAGGACAGCUGAAUUGACAGAUGUAGAAUACUUUGCAUCACUUGGCUAUCAGUGUUCUGAGGGUGAGAUUGAAGAACAAGACAAAUUUCUAAAGCGCAUGACUGGCAUUGUGCGACUAUAUGCAGCUGUUAUCUCAUCUCUACCUCCACAAGGACAAUCCCAACAACACCCUUUUGGACUUGAAAAAGGUUGGACGUGGUUGGCAAGAAUGCUGAACCUAGACCCAAGGCCUGAUUACACUGCUACAGCUCUCUAUGAAUUCCUGGCUGUGGCAGGACAUGCUCUGAUGAGGCAGUACAAGAAACAAUUUGGAAAACUGCUGAAUAUACUUGUGUUAGAAUAUGUGCCCAAGAUAGAGAAGGUAACUGCUAAGGCACAGAGUGGACCUGUGGUGAGACUUAAAGUGUUUUUGGAAACAUGUAUUAAAGAUCAAAAGAUUCCAGUUCCAGACGGCUACCUCACUCCCAAUUGGUGGCGGUCCCCAAGCUAUUAGGACAGUUUCCCAACCCGAUAACUCUUGGACGUGAUACAAAUGUAUCCACUCCUAAUAAUGUAUUCUCCAGCCGACAGUUGAUGAAAAAGAAAAAUGUAUUAGCUGGAGGGUGUUUCCAGUAUCUUGACUUAAAACAAAAUUUUCUGACAUUAUUUAGAAGGAAUGUUUAGCAGCUGGAAAGGAGAAUCACAAAUGAGAUCAGAGUGCAAAGCUUUCUCUGAGAAUAAUAAGGUAGCAAGCUGACCCACAAUAACAUGGAAAUGUUUACACUGGGGCCAAUAUUAGAAAAAAUGAACAUAACAUGUACUUUUGGGUGUCUCUAAGCCACAACUUUCCCAGUUUUUUAUUUUUUAAUUCUGACUUCACAGUUCAAUAUAUUAAUCACUGCACAAUUUAUAGCGAAAGAGCUGAAGGACAAUUUAAGUGGAUCUUCACUUUUUCAGCUUUGCUUCUUAUUAUUUUAUGUGAUAAUGCUAACAAACAACCGCAACAUAUCUCCAAAAGAAACCCUGCAUUUUCUCUGAUACUUUGCCAACAACACUGUGUGGAUAAUCCUGACUGGUUGCUUUCUCUUUACCUUUGUUUUUUUACUCCAAGGAAAGAGCCAACAAGAAGGAAGAAACUAAACUGCAUACAAUAGA
Messenger RNA from Pocillopora damicornis (cauliflower coral), 2846 nucleotides. RefSeq lists its product as uncharacterized. Gene Ontology annotation, molecular function: inositol hexakisphosphate binding; phospholipid binding; translation initiation factor binding. Gene Ontology annotation, biological process: poly(A)+ mRNA export from nucleus. Gene Ontology annotation, cellular component: nuclear pore; nuclear pore cytoplasmic filaments; cytoplasm. NCBI's taxonomy places the organism in Eukaryota, Metazoa, Cnidaria, Anthozoa, Scleractinia, Pocilloporidae. The record is from RefSeq and is a predicted model, not a curated record.